Molecule: messenger RNA, 684 nt
Organism: Lasiodiplodia theobromae
Lineage: Eukaryota; Fungi; Ascomycota; Dothideomycetes; Botryosphaeriales; Botryosphaeriaceae
Product: Pfs domain protein
Exons: 2
Coding region: 1-684 (227 amino acids)
Source: RefSeq, a predicted model, not a curated record
AUGAACGACGACUUCCAGAGCUGCAAGAAGACAAAUGACCGCAACCCGGCCCAGUCGGAUUCGGGAUACCACAGUGGUAUUGGAACAGAUACGGCCUCCAUUUGUUCAAUCGACUCGAUCGGGAGUCUUGCAGACGUUUCGCCGAGUUUCUUGCAAGAGUUCGUGGAAUUCUUUAGCAGAAUGCUCAUCGAGAAAGCUGGAGCAUUUGCUUGGGCAAAGUAUGCCGUAUCAGUACACUCUGCAGAUGUCAUAGAGAAACAUCUCGGCGACCUUCUGAAAUCCUAUGCAAUUGGGCUUUCGCAUCUGGCGACGGACGCUGUUGCAGCAGGCGAUGGACUUGAUUCGAAGUUUUCCCACCUUCAGGAGUAUUCUCAAUUCUCGCUUCAGGAGAGAAUUGAUCUCCUUAACAAAAUGGACGGGAACUUCGAGAGCGAUGAAAAGAGCGACUCUGACGAUGACGAGGACUUCCUGGAUCUCGACGCGGCCCGAGAAAUCCUCAUCUCCGGACAGCCCUUCAGGCAGCUAGCAGUUUCCAUGCGAAGGGCUUUCUACUGCGACGAAAAUUCGAAGCUCAGCGAAAUCGAGAGAUGUGUUCGCGGUGAGCUGAUGGAUGCCACGGAAAUCAACCCCGACUUGCCCAAACCUACGGUCGCACCUCUACAUAAGGCGUCUUUCUCAAUCUAA